Molecule: messenger RNA, 2120 nt
Organism: Ricinus communis (castor bean)
Lineage: Eukaryota; Viridiplantae; Streptophyta; Magnoliopsida; Malpighiales; Euphorbiaceae
Product: endoplasmic reticulum-Golgi intermediate compartment protein 3
Exons: 13
Coding region: 383-1534 (383 amino acids)
Cellular component (GO): endoplasmic reticulum; COPII-coated ER to Golgi transport vesicle
Source: RefSeq, a predicted model, not a curated record
GAUGAUGUUUUGCACCUAAAUGUCGAUACUAUAUGAUAUAGAUAGUUCUGCUAAAUAAGGGCAAAUUGAUUUUUCAGGACAGAACAUACCAUUGAAACGAGGAGCGGAGAUUGAGGUUAAUCAGUCAAUGGAUUGUCUCUUUUGUCUUUCGCACCUAAGUGGACCCACCCAUUGACGCAAAGCCUCUUUCUUUGACCGUCUGCUCUCCCUCCUUCUCGUAAUCGCCGUCUCUCUGUCCAGUCCAGCUUUGCCCUUUCAUUUGUCUCACCAUUAUUACGUAUAUCAAUAAAUUUCAGUUUUUUUUUAUAAUCUUUGAAGGGUUUGCGUUUCUGGGUAUUGCUGUGAAUUUGCAUCAAAAAGCCAAAAAAAUAAAAUCGAGAGUAUGAUUCAGAAGCUCAGAAAAUUAGAUGCAUACCCAAAGAUCAAUGAAGAUUUCUAUAGCCGUACAUUCUCUGGUGGACUAAUUACACUCGUCUCUUCUCUUGUCACGCUUUUUCUCUUCUUCUCCGAGUUCAGAUUAUACCUGCACACUGUUACUGAGACAAAACUUUUAGUGGACACUGCAAGGGGGGAAAUUCUACGAAUUAAUUUUGAUGUCACUUUUCCUGCCAUUCCAUGUUCGUUACUCAGUCUUGAUGCCAUGGAUAUCAUGGGAGAGCAGCAUUUUGAUAUAAAACAUAAUAUAACUAAAAAGAGAAUCAAUGCUCAUGGCGACGUUAUAGAAGUCAGGAAGGAAGGGAUUGGUGCACCGAAAAUUGAGAAGCCUUUACAGAGGCAUGGUGGCAGACUUGAGCACAACGAAACUUAUUGCGGUUCAUGUUAUGGUGCAGAAAUGUCAGAUGAUGAUUGUUGUAACUCGUGUGAUGAAGUUCGUGAGGCAUACAGGAAAAAGGGUUGGGCGCUGACAGGUGUGGAUUUGAUCGACCAGUGCAAACGAGAAGGUUUUAUUCAGAAGGUCAAAGAUGAAGAAGGUGAAGGGUGUAAUAUAUAUGGAUCUCUGGAAGUAAAUAAAGUAGCUGGAAAUUUUCAUUUUUCACCUGGGAAAGGUCUUCAUCAGUCAAGCUUCUUUAUACAAGAUUUGCUUGUUUUUCAAGGGGAUAGUUAUAAUAUAAGUCACACGAUCAAUAGGCUAGCCUUUGGUGACUACUUUCCUGGUGUAGUAAAUCCUCUUGAUGGGGUUCCGUGGGUGCAUGAAACACCAAAUGGCAUGCACCAGUAUUUCCUCAAGGUGGUUCCAACAAUAUACACUGAUAUUAGAGGCCGCACUGUUCGCUCUAACCAGUACUCUGUAACGGAGCAUUUCAAGAAAUCAGAAUUUGCUCGACUUGACUCUCCUCCUGGUGUUUUCUUCUUUUAUGACUUUUCUCCAAUUAAGGUGAUUUUUAAAGAGGAGCAUAUUUCAUUUUUACACUUCAUGACGAAUAUUUGUGCAAUAAUUGGAGGUAUUUUCACAAUUGCUGGAAUAGUGGAUUCCUUUGUGUAUCAUGGUCAAAGAGCAAUCAAGAAAAAAGUAGAAAUUGGCAAAUUCAGAUGAUAUUUUCAGUCCGACUCCCUGCCCAACAUUCUCGGGAGGGUGGGAAGCAAUGGAUUUGAGUGAUGGAAUUACUUCUUCUCAGGAGCCAUUGGUCACUAUACGUUCAUUCUUGUUUACUUUUAGUUUAGAGGUUUCCAGGCGUAGUUAUCGGAAUAUGAACCCAGCUUGUCAUUAAUGAAGUGAUACUUGUUACAUAUAUUCUGCAUGGAUGCAAAAGAAACAUAGAAGAUGGAUCUACUAGAAAGCUUGUGGCAGAAUAUCAGAACAGUUUGCUUGUAUGUAAGAAUGAGGUCCUAGUCAACAAGGAUGAUGUGAAGUAGAGCUAAGCUACAGAAUGGAACUUAAGACUGCACAAGAUAGAAGCCAAUAUUUUGAGUAAGCUAACAGUGAACUAGUUCCUCUCUCUCUCAUGCAAGUUUCUUGAUUUUAUAAUUUCUAAGUUGAUGGGAUCAUGCAGUUUAUUUUAUUUACAUGGUUUAGCCCUAACAGUUAGCAAAUUAUUGCAUGAUAGAUAAUGCUUUUGAGCUAGUAAUUUGAGUAAGUUUGCACCAAUGCUCCUCAAGUUUUGAGGCAGUUGCCACUAUAA